UGCUGUUUGCUUUUGUAGAGAAAUGUGAAAAACAAACAAAAAAUGUUUUCCUUUCUAAGUUCCAGCGUUUGAAACUGGACAUUAAUAUUAGUAUCUCUCUUCCUAAUUUUAGGUUCUCUCUCCAGCUUAAAUAGAAGAGACUUCGAAAUUCAUAUUGGUAAUUUUCCGAAAGAGUCAAGUAUUAAAUAAGUGACCAGUACUUUCUUUGUUUCCCUUCUUGACAGCCUACAAAAUGGGGCACUGAAAAGUCAUGAUUGCAUCAUGAUUUACAGAUCGGAGUCUGAGGCAGACGGAAACCACACUCCAGACAGUACCCUAACCGAGCUGCCCACCACUGUGCUAACGGUCAACAGGCUGGAGGAAAUCAACACCUGCUACAGCAGCGCCCGGCUGGGGGAAAUGGCCUUUUUUCAGUGUAUGGAAAAGGUAGAGAAAGUGAAACGUUAUUUGGAAGAAAAUUCUUAUGAACAGGAUUCAAGGUCCGGAAAGGAUGAGGCUAAAGAAAAGGUAUGGUCGCACUCCAGCCUGAAGGACACAGCACCUGUCACAAGCAAAAGGACCUCAGCCCUCACAGAGGAUGUCCCAGCUCCUCCUGCCCCAUUUGAUCAUCGAAUUGUGGCAGUCAAACAAGCAGCAGUCAACAGUUUUUACACCGUGAGCAGGACAGAAAUUUUGGGAGGGGGGCGCUUUGGCCGGGUUUACAAGUGUGAAGAGAAAGCCACAGGUCUGAAACUGGCAAUCAAAAUCAUUAAGACCAGAGGCACCAAGAAUAAGGAUGAAGUGAGGAAUGAAGUCAGCGUCAUGAACCAGCUGGACCACGUAAAUCUCAUUCAGCUCUAUGAUGCCUUGGAGUCUAAGAACGACAUGGUCCUGGUCAUGGAAUACGUGGAUGGAGGGGAGCUGUUCGACCGAAUCAUUGAUGAAAACUGCAAUCUCACAGAGCUCGAUACCAUCCUGUUCAUCAGGCAGAUCUGCGAGGGCGUCAGGCACAUGCACCAGAUGUACAUCCUCCAUUUGGACCUGAAGCCUGAGAAUAUCCUGUGUGUGAAUCGGGAUACUAAACAAAUAAAAAUUAUUGAUUUUGGAUUGGCCAGAAGAUAUAAGCCCAGAGAGAAGCUGAGGGUGAACUUUGGCACCCCGGAAUUCCUUGCCCCUGAAGUUGUGAACUAUGACUUUGUCUCCUUCCCGACGGACAUGUGGAGCGUAGGAGUCAUCGCCUACAUGCUGCUUAGUGGCCUGUCACCUUUCCUAGGUGACAAUGAUGCAGAGACACUGAGCAACAUCCUGGCCUGUAGGUGGGACCUGGAGGAUGAAGAAUUUCAGGGUGUCUCAGAGGAGGCCCGGGAGUUCAUCUCCAAGCUCCUGAUUAAGGAAAAGAGCUGGAGGAUAAGUGCAAGUGAAGCUCUGAAGCACCCUUGGUUGUCAGAACACAAGCUGCACUCCAGACUCAGAGCACAGAAGAAGAAGAAUUGCUACUCUGAUGCCCAGAAUCAUGGGACCAAAUAG
Loxodonta africana (African savanna elephant) is the source of this 1506-nucleotide messenger RNA. RefSeq names its product myosin light chain kinase family member 4 (gene MYLK4). The record is from RefSeq and is a predicted model, not a curated record. The transcript is spliced from 11 exons. Gene Ontology annotation, biological process: protein phosphorylation. NCBI's taxonomy places the organism in Eukaryota, Metazoa, Chordata, Mammalia, Proboscidea, Elephantidae. Gene Ontology annotation, molecular function: myosin light chain kinase activity; ATP binding. Bases 262 to 1506 code for a protein of 414 amino acids.